AUGGAGUCUACUGCUUUAAACGGGAGAAUGGCUAGAUGGCAGAUCCUGCUCUCGGAAUUUGACAUAGUAUAUGUAAGUCAGAAGGCCAUAAAGGGAAGUGCGAUAGCUGACUUCUUAGCUAGUAGAGCUUUGGAAGACUAUAAGUCUUUAAACUUCGAUUUUCCAAAUGAGGACCUGAAGUAUGUGGCGAACACUGAAGAGAAUCCUCAAAUGGAUAGCGUAUGGAGGUUAAAUUUUGAUGGAGCUUCGAAUGCUACGGAAUAUGAAGCAUGCAUUAUGGGUAUUCGUGCAGCCAUUGAACGAAACAUCAAAGUGCUAAGAGUAUAUGGGGAUUCUGCAUUGGUGAUAUACCAACUCAAAGGGGAAUGGGAAACUAGGGACCCUAAGCUAAUCGAUUAUAGAAAACUAGUCCUCGAAUUGGCUAGUGAGUUUGAUGAUAUCACCUUCUGUUAUCUCCCAUGA
Gossypium raimondii (Peruvian cotton) is the source of this 462-nucleotide messenger RNA. RefSeq lists its product as uncharacterized. Bases 1 to 462 code for a protein of 153 amino acids. Gene Ontology annotation, molecular function: RNA-DNA hybrid ribonuclease activity; nucleic acid binding. The record is from RefSeq and is a predicted model, not a curated record. NCBI's taxonomy places the organism in Eukaryota, Viridiplantae, Streptophyta, Magnoliopsida, Malvales, Malvaceae. The transcript has 2 exons.